AGCGUUACCUAAUUUCUAGAGAAACACGCAGUUCCCAUAAGCAUCACAUUCAAGCAGCUCUGGCUUUCUGUCUGGUCACAUCUCGGUUUAGGGGAGCAGAGGUGAAGAGCUACUACUGAGAGGUUCUGCAAGGCUUCGAAUUGCCAAGAUGCUUCUGAUUCUUUCUCUGGUCACUGGGCUCAUCCUGUCUGCCUCUGGUGACAUGGCAGACAAAGAAACUGAUCCACGACUAGAGUCACUGCAUGAAAUACAAAAACAAGUGAACGACCUCUGGCAGAAUUUGCUCUAUCCGGUGACACGUGGCAACGAGACUGAUGGGAUGGUUUAUGCCACUUGUGAAAUGAAGCCCAGCUCCAAAAUAGAUGCUGACAAGCCACAAGUGACUGGACAAGUCCUAUUCAGGCAGUAUUACUCACGUGGAAGAUUGGAAGCCAUUUUUUACUUGGAUGGGUUUCCUUUGGAUACCAAUCAGUCUAGUAGAGCUAUUCACAUCCACGAGCUCGGAGACCUCAGCAAUGGCUGUGACUCAACAGGAGGACACUACAACCCUUUCCGAGUGAACCACCCCCGGCACCCAGGGGAUUUUGGCAACUUUCUUCCUAAAGAAGGCAAAAUCAGAAAAUACAAAACAAAUCUCUUUGCCACUGUCUUUGGUCCAUACUCCAUCAUGGGCAGAUCCAUUGUGAUCCACGAGCAGGAAGACGACAUGGGCAAGGGCAAUAACAAGGCCAGUUUGGAAAAUGGAAAUGCUGGGAAACGUCUGGCUUGCUGUGUGAUUGGGAUAUGCAACAAGAACUUGUGGGAAGAGAAACUGUCUGAGGUCUCAGAAAAGAAGAAGAGAGGGCUCAACAAACGAACAUAGGUCCAUGCAGAAGUGAAGACCAAAGAGCUGGGUGCAGUCUGGGCAGCACAGAGUAACUCAGGCUGUGCCACUGGCCACUAAAGUAUGUGGCUGAAGGAUUCCCAGUUCCAUUUGCUUGCUCCUCUAUGAAAUGCUUAUCACUUUGUAGAACCUCCUUUCUGUAAGCCCAUCAAUAAAACCAGCAUCAACU
This is a messenger RNA of Acanthisitta chloris (rifleman), 1052 nucleotides long. It is a transcript of the gene SOD3, whose product is annotated as superoxide dismutase 3, extracellular. The transcript has 2 exons. Gene Ontology annotation, biological process: removal of superoxide radicals. NCBI's taxonomy places the organism in Eukaryota, Metazoa, Chordata, Aves, Passeriformes, Acanthisittidae. The record is from RefSeq and is a predicted model, not a curated record. Bases 149 to 862 code for a protein of 237 amino acids. Gene Ontology annotation, molecular function: copper ion binding; superoxide dismutase activity.